Penicillium taxi is the source of this 261-nucleotide messenger RNA. RefSeq lists its product as uncharacterized. Bases 1 to 261 code for a protein of 86 amino acids. The transcript has a single exon. The record is from RefSeq and is a predicted model, not a curated record. NCBI's taxonomy places the organism in Eukaryota, Fungi, Ascomycota, Eurotiomycetes, Eurotiales, Aspergillaceae.
AUGGAUCAGGAUACCAUUACUUUGGCCAAUGGCUGCCAAGAGGUUCUCUUCAGUUAUGACAUGGAAAUACAACUGGAAGAUUUCAAUUUGGCUGCGUUUGGACCUUGGUUUACCGAACGAGUAAUACAGCGAAAUGUGAACUCCUGGGAUAUGGACCGCAGUAAUAUACGCCAACAGUUUUUGAUGGGUAUGGGACCGAAGAACCCCAAGCUAAGUGUGGCCACCACUAAGGGUGGCAUGUCUUUGGGUCUCGCUACAUAG